UGACCGCGUCUAGGCAACUCCGCGUCUAUGGCCGGGCGCAUGGUGGUCCUUUAACCUAAAUAUGCGCGCCCGAUGCAUCGGACAUAAUUCACGAUAACUGUCUAUUUUUGCGGUAGCGCAGCUUCUCCCUCGCACCCGGACGCAACAUUAAUGACGAUGCUGCAGUUCAGCGCGAUGCUGUACACGACGACCGCCAGGCUCGCGCCCCGCACGUCCUGGCGCUUCGCCGCGCUCGCGGCCUGCAACUCCACCGCGGCUACCGGCGAGCAGCCCGCGCCUGUGAACGAGGACAACGGUGCUAAGCUCUCAAAAGUGCAGGCGGAAGUCGUGCAGAAGCAAGAGGAGCGGAAAUCCAAGAACACGGGUCCGCGGACGACGCCUCACGCGACGGAGGGAAGGAACGGUAGGAAGAGGCUGUUGGGUGAGAACACUGUGUUUUCCAAACAGUUUCAAGCCGCCAAGUCCGUAAACGACUUGCUGGACCUGGCAGUACUGCCAAGUCUUACCACGAGUAACGCGCUGAGGCUGAUAUCAAGCAUAACUAAUCAGAUAACCAGCGGGAAAUCGUUGAUAAUGGAUAUCGAGGCUGACGAGAGAUUUAUUCACCUCAGGAAGAUAGUUCAGAACAGCGGUGAGACGAAAACUCACGAGACAUUGGACAGUCUGUCAAAAUACUCUCAGUUAUCUACACCUGCGAUGAUCGCAGUGAUAGCGUCGUUGAGAGAACAAAAAAAGAGAAAUACUCCACUAUUGAAGAUGCUGUCGUACAAUAUCGUCAAAUACAAUACGGCGUUAGAUUUGAAGCAGUGCACAUCUUUGUUGUACAGCAUGGCCAUGCUUAAUUUUCUAGACAAGGUCUUGCUAGAAAAAAUCACGUCCGACUUACUGGCGUGUAUACCGGAGAACAAGUCCGCUGCUUUAAACAAAUCCAUAAUAACGUCGCUGGGAUUUCUGCGUUACAAGAAUGUGAGUGUGCUCGAUGCAUUCUGCGACACGUUCUUCGAGAAAUCGAUGGACUACAAGUUUAUGGAUUAUUCGUCGAUACUACAAACGUUUGCGGCUCUGCAAUAUAAAUCUCAGAAAGCGAAUUCGUUUCUCGAGGGAUUUACAAAACACGCUAGCUCCUCUAAAACGUCUUGCAUCGAAUGGUUGGAUAUUGUUUGGUCCUUGGCGGUUUUAAACGCAGUGCAACCGGCACACGUAAAAUCCGUGCUGCAGCCUGCAUUUAUAGAAAACUUACGCACCUCUGACCAGCUAAAUAUAUCAAAGAUAUUAAAAUUGUUGAAUAUCAACGCCGUUGCACAGUUUGUACUGAAGGAUUAUCAAGGACCUCUUUUGAAGGAAGACUCCGAAUUUUAUAAUGUACCUAUAGUUAGAUCAAAGGAAAAAGAAAUGUACAUAAACGCGUUGUUGGAAGCACUGACGGAGGUAUUACCGUCUUCGUCUUAUUUUAAAACAAAUUUCGAUACGAACAUGGGCUUUCUGUUAGAUGCGGAAUAUCGCAUAAAUGAAGAACACAGGCUUGUAAAAGUGGAAGAUUGGAAUGAACAGUCUAGUAAUGUACAAAGGAUAGCAAUAAUGGUACACGAUUACCAUGAUUUUUGCCUAGGACAGAACGAUCUCGUAGGAUCGACAUAUUUAUAUACACAAUUAUUAAAAGCCAGAGGAUACGACCUCGUAUCAAUUUCUUAUGAAAACUUCAGUGUACAGGACAACGUAAAAAAACGGGCCAACUACUUGAGGCAGUGUAUGAACAGCAUACAGGAAGAUGAGUCAGUAAACCAAACAGAAUUAUUAUAGUGCAGUAUUGGUUUAGUCCAAUAAAAUCUAAAUAAAUAUUUAAAAAGAAUGUAUAGAGGCGCUUUCAUUAUUCCUUAUAUGUAUAUUGCAAAAAUUAAAAUUAAAUGGUGUUGCUUAGU
Vollenhovia emeryi is the source of this 1919-nucleotide messenger RNA. RefSeq names its product protein TBRG4. Bases 151 to 1800 code for a protein of 549 amino acids. Gene Ontology annotation, biological process: regulation of mitochondrial mRNA stability. The record is from RefSeq and is a predicted model, not a curated record. Lineage: Eukaryota; Metazoa; Arthropoda; Insecta; Hymenoptera; Formicidae. The transcript has 10 exons.